Messenger RNA from Rhipicephalus sanguineus (brown dog tick), 1850 nucleotides. Its product is annotated as transmembrane protein 248. The coding region runs from base 245 to 1198 and encodes 317 amino acids. The transcript is spliced from 8 exons. The record is from RefSeq and is a predicted model, not a curated record. NCBI's taxonomy places the organism in Eukaryota, Metazoa, Arthropoda, Arachnida, Ixodida, Ixodidae.
AGUGUGAAGUUGUAGCCGACUACGUUCGCAUGGAGAUCGCCUCGGUUUGAUUUCUGUUUUCGUAGUUGACGCAGGUUGACGCGUAGUUUCGGCCUUGCUUUGCAGUUAUAUUGUGUUUAGAAAAGUCUGAACAAACAUUGUGGACCUAACAUGUGAACUGUUAUUUAGGAGUUCUGUUUUUCACAUCAAAGCGAGCAUGUGCGACCGUGGCAUUUUUUGUGAGCGCUAGGAAAACUCGCGAGGUAUGACUGUGGGAGUAGUACAAAACCUGCGUGGCUUCGCCCACAGCCAUCCACCGCUGCUGGUGUUCAGCUCGUGCCUUUUGGCCUUUGGAGUUACAAUGAUUGUGCUGGCCUACAUUAUUGGAGGCACAGAGCUGCCCAAUCCAGACAUUGACAUGGAUUGGAACGUGUUUCUCACACAUCUCUCCGAGUUACACUACUGUGUCGGACCUCAGUCGAAUCCUGGGAGCGGGGGGCUACAAUUUGGAGGCAGCAAACGUUCGGCGGCCCCACUUACCACUUCUAAUGCAACUGCGGAUGUACCGGGAGUCAAGGCAGUGGACAGAGCAAAGAGUCUGAGUGCGUUGCUUCCCGACUUGGGCUCUGGUGACCCCAAGGAUGACAGCCCCAAUGUCACAGUCGCUGUGGCUGUUCCAGCGACGUUCUUUCGGGAAGCCCUGUCCAGUCCUGUGUUCUGGCAUGGCAAUGCUCGGGGAUACAUGCUGGGAUUUUCAGGUAAACGAGCAAAGGAGCAGUUGCUUCUCACCAUGAUCCUGUGGCCGCGCAUCAAUGACACCACAGCGGCCUGUGCUGGAAAGCACUGCCAUGUGGACACGGACACCUGCAUUAUUUUGCAGGGACCAUCGCACCUCAUGCCCAAGACUAAGCGGCCACCCAGGUGCUUUCUGGAGGCUGUACCACCAUCAGUGAGCAGGCAGGUGUUUCUGCAGCGUUCAGCCGCUGACACGGGAGGCCGUGUCAACUGCAGUGGAGGCAUUUGGACUAGCUUCUUGUACAAACCCAACCCAGAGCUGACUGUCAUGCUCUCUUAUGGUGAUCGCUCUCUAGUCAACCUACAUUUGAUCCACACCAGCUACUUCCUUUUCUUCGUGGUGAUGACACUGGCCUGCUAUGCCAUCAUUCGUGGGCGCUUCCACAAGGUGACCUUGGAGAAGCAAAAGGUUCUUCACUUUUAGGUCCCUUGCAGAGGCAUGUUGUGCUACAUGUUUGACACAAGCCUCAAUAUUUGCCUACCAAGACACAACUUGCAACAUUCCAAAGAGCGCUACCAAGUAUGCCAAGCAGCUAUACCGGGCGCUGCACCGAUGAAAGCUGCACUUCUCACCACACACCAGGUUGGCUUGUGUGCCAACAGCAGCAUCAUCACAGAACAGCGAACAUUGUUGGUUGCUCUCCAGAAAUGUGAUUGUGGGCACACUGUGGAGGUGGUUACCUUGUUUUGUGAAUAAAGAAAGCUGGAAGCCAGCCGAGCACAUAAGUUUGUGUACCCACAAAAUGACCACCAUAUGUUCAAAGUGUGUGUGCUACUUGCGUGGUACUGAGGACACUCCGGACACCUGUAAUCUCAACCAUCAUGAGCAGUGGAAGUUGCAUCAGCAUGUCCUUGGAGAGGUGCUGUGUAACAAGUGAGGAAAGGAACCUUUUCGACCUGGCUCUGUACAACUGGUACAGUUUUCUGCUUCCUGUAAGUCAUGGAAAAUCUGCAAAUACCUGUUCAUAAAGAUUUUUUUUUUUUUUCGAUCUGUCAAUAUGUUGCCAAGGGCUUGUUCAAGCGUGCAGGGAGUAAGAAAAAAGGGCAGAGGGACCAUUAAAUCCAGUGGUACUGAA